Molecule: messenger RNA, 2047 nt
Organism: Chelmon rostratus (copperband butterflyfish)
Lineage: Eukaryota; Metazoa; Chordata; Actinopteri; Chaetodontiformes; Chaetodontidae
Gene: apbb3
Product: amyloid beta (A4) precursor protein-binding, family B, member 3
Exons: 13
Coding region: 79-1521 (480 amino acids)
Biological process (GO): regulation of DNA-templated transcription
Cellular component (GO): cytoplasm; nucleus
Molecular function (GO): amyloid-beta binding; transcription factor binding
Source: RefSeq, a predicted model, not a curated record
UGUGUGUGUGUGUCUGUGUGUGUGUGUGUGUUAGAAGGCAAUCAGCUGAUUGGACCACACACGUUGGAGGGCGGAGCCAUGAUGGGCAAGGAUUACAUGUUGGCAAUCCUCAUAGUCAACUACGACGACAACAUCUGGACAGACCAGAACCUGCUGCUGGAUCCGGACCUUCCCUCUGGCUGGAGAACCAUCAAAGACUCAACAGGAACCUACUACUGGCACGUUCCCACCGGCGCCACCCAGUGGCAACACCCCCGCCUCAGCAGCACGCCACAGCUGUCCGACACACAGCAGGAGGAGGCUGGACAGCAGAGCUCCAACAGUGAGACAGAUGGACCACCUGAGGCCAGGUCUUCAUGGCACGAAGAUUAUCUCUCCAACCACGACCCGAACUCCAAGUGUUUUGUGGUGCGUUCUCUGGGCUGGCUGGAGGUGGAGGAGGAGGACUUGUCUCCUGGUCGCAGCAGUCUUGCUGUCAGUAAUGUUAUCCAGCAGCUGUCUCACUGCAGCAGCCCUGAACAGAGAGACAGGCCAGGGGCCUGGGGGGAGGGUCGGGAGAUGAUGCUGGUUCUGAAGAAAGACACUCUGACCCUGCUGGACCCUUUAGACCACACCCCACUGCACUGUCAACCAAUCAUCAACAUCCGUGUCUGGGGGGUGGGCUGUAACAACGGCAGGGACAGGGACUUUGCCUUCGUGGCCGGCGAUAAGGACAGCUGCGUGCUGAAGUGUCACGUGUUUCGCUGCGACGCUCCGGCUAAAGCCAUUGCCACGGCGCUGCACGAGAUGUGCUCCAAGAUGAUGUCAGAGAAGACGCUGAUGAGGCCGUCUCGCUCUUUGACCAUGGAGAGCAUCUCACCUGAGGACCUGCCCAGACAAGUCGAGUUUCUGGAGGCGGUUCGUCAGCAGGUUCAGAAGUUCCAUGUCCAGUACAUCGGUAACCUGCCGGUGUCUCGAGCAAUGGGUAUGGAGGUAUUGAACCGAGCCAUAGAAAGCAUCAUGAACUCCACAGACAGUGACGAGUGGGAGCCAACCGUCAUCCACGUCACCGAUAACGUCCUGUCUCUGUGGAAGGGACAGGAAGGGGAGGAGCCUUUCUGGGAGUGUCAGGUGCGUUUCCUCACCUUUUUGGGCGUCGGCCACGACAGCCACACCUUCGCUGUGAUCGUAGACGGCGGCACGCAGCGAUUUGAGUGUCACGUGUUCUGGUGCGAGCCGGACGCAGGAAACCUCUCUGAGGCCGUUCAGGCUGCGUGCAUGGUCCAGUAUCAGAAGUGUCUGGUGGCUCAGACUCCUCCUCCGAGGACCAAGUCAUGGCGCGUGACCCCAUCAAAGGUCAAACGGGCUAACUCCAUGGACGGCGCCGCCUUCCCUCCUCUCACAUCCCAUCACCAUGGCGGCAGCAGUGGCGCCAUGAUGAUGCCGAGGAUAUCCAAGGGCAACGGCAGCAGCAGCAAUGUGAGGAAGGGGAUGAUGGCGUUUUUCGAAACUUUCCGGAACAAACAGGCCGCCACCUCCUAAUGAUGGGGGCGGGACCAUCAGAGACAUGUGACAGCAGAGACCACCGGUCCUCCUGGACUAAAUGUUCGCCAAGACCGCGACUCUGUGACUGACAGAACUCUGUGUCGGCGUGGCUCUGAUGGUCCGACUGGCCGAUGAUGCCGCCUUUACAUCACCAGCGACGCCCUGGAGACCGCAGUCGCCUGGCCUCCUGUUUAUUGGAUCAUAAAUAUACCUGUUUGAAUUAAUUGUUCGUCUCACCUGUUGCUGCAACGCCAUUGGUUAUCUUAUCUUAGCAAUGGCGUUGCUAGCUACCUGACUGCAGGUCGCGUAGCAUGAAUGGACCGAGCAGGCCGUGAAGGACCAGACCAGGAACACCGAACGACUACUGGACCUGCAGACAAGUCACACCUGAGUGGAUCCAAGCAGUCCAUCAGCAGAGGGCUGAUCAGUCCGCCAACACCUGGAUUACCUGUCACCAGGUACCUGAACACAUGACAGAUCAGCUGAGCUGUGGAGGAUCAUCUGAGCCAAAGACGACUCAGGA